This is a messenger RNA of Sphaeroforma arctica JP610, 1084 nucleotides long. RefSeq lists its product as hypothetical. The transcript is spliced from 7 exons. NCBI's taxonomy places the organism in Eukaryota, Ichthyosporea, Ichthyophonida. The coding region runs from base 1 to 741 and encodes 246 amino acids. The record is from RefSeq and is a predicted model, not a curated record.
AUGAGUGACUCUGUAGGUACUACCCCCUCCAGGAAACCCCUAGGAGCACUUCGAAACCUAUCAAAUACUCCUGCAAAAGGGCAACAUGGAAAGAGUAACGAGGAUGGAGGAAGGCUUGCGAAGCGAGAAUUCAGCAAGUCAUUUCCCCAGGCACACACACCGGGGGCCGACAGUGGUCGUGCAAGUAAGCGUGUGAGAAGCGAUCCGAGAGAAAGACUGCCAUCUACUACUAGAGUGGAUGAGAACGGCCACUCAGUCGAUGCGCGUGCAGAGGCGAGGGAAAAUGCGGAACUGCAACUUAUCCGGGAUUUGAAACGAGAAAAUGAGGGAUUGAGAGUGCAAGUGGAUGAUUUGACAGAGGAGGUAGAAAACACGACGUACGCACUGAAAUUGGUAGCCGAUGACUUUGACACUAUGAAAGCAGAAAAUAUCAAAUUGAAGAGUCUAAACUCACAGCAUAUGGAGCUGAUUGAUUCCUAUAGCGACGAGCUGGAAAAAUUGCGACGCAUACAUGUCGAGGAUACAGAGAAGAGCGAGGUUUCGAACAUGAAGGCACGCAAGGACCUAGACAACGCUGAGAAUUACGCUGCACAUUACCGGGUGCUGUAUGAGGCUUCUGCAAAGGAAUCGCAGAGGUCGGAGUCAGAAUCAGCUCCACGGUCGGAAUCACACCCGUCGAGGAGGCGGUCAGGGGCGAGCUCGUCUGGCGGGCGCGCGCGCCCGUAUGAUAGGACUCGAUGAAUGCGACAACAACCAGCCACUGAACUUACCUACGACAACCCACGAACAAGAUGCGCAAUCUCAAUUUGAAGAGUAUAUUGUUAAAUAUCCGUUGCAUCUCGGGAAGAAAUAGCUGGAGAAGUACGCACCAUACAUCCAGCUUUGAUCAUCAAGAAAGCAAGAGUCCGCGAUGGACAUACCAUCGAUAAAUCAAGCGAAGUGACAUCAGUAUUGUAUCCUAAGGGCAGCCUGUGCCAUUGACACAGUACCGUGCUUCUGGCACAGGGAACAAAAGUCGCCAAUCGAAGAACCAAAUAUAGUGAAUUUAGUGAAGAUUCAUUAUCACGAAAAAGAUAGACGGCGU